CGUCGUCAAGGUUUUGAAUGAACGGUCAAACGGCAGCGACGAGCAUGGACGACGCAACGAAGUCAAACUACGAGGCUAAGGCUCGGGAUCUGCGCGCCGAACUCAAGCAGUGGGAGAGCCUCUGGAUCAAAACACACGGUGGCAAGCCCGGUCGCCAGGACAUCAAGGGCAACCCGGAUAUAGGUGCACAUCCUUGCUCAGAGGCUGUCAACGCCUAGACGGCACGCUGACAGACGCAGCGCAAAAAUAUAAAGACUACAACAAGGUUCGCGAUGUCCUCGCCGGCAAGCUCUCGCCGGACGAGUCGCGAGUUCGUAAGCGCAAGCCGGCAGGCCCCGCGCCAGCGCAGACGCCUGUUAAACGGACCAAGCACGUCGAAACGCCCUCCAAGCACCGCCCAAACGACGACGAGGGGCUCAUGAACACGCCGGCCAUCUCCCGAAAGCUCUUCAGUCCGGCCUCAGUGAUGGCCCUCGGCCCGACGCCGCAAAAGGACGGGCGCGUCCUCGGCCUCUUCGACUUGCUGGUGGAGCGGGAGCUCGGCACUCCGUCACGGAAGGACUCAAGCCCCAAGACGGACAGCCGCUCCCAUGUCCUCGCCACGCCGAGUAAGCGUAGCGUCGCAGAUGACGCAGACGCGAGGCUGGGCAGGACGCCCAUGUCGUCGAGCAAGCGGCAGCUGCUCAACACCUUCAUGACGCCGCUCAAGCGCCGCCGGCCAAGCGACGUGGCGGCUACGCCCACGUCUGUCUCCAAGCUGCAUUUUGAUACGCCUGCGUUCCUGAAGCGCCACUCGCUACCGACAGUCGACGAGACGGCGACGCUCGACGCGCCCGCCCUGCGACUGCCUCGGAAGCCGCUCGUCCGUGGCCUGAGCGAGAUCGUUGCCAACUUACGCAAGGUGGAGGAGGAGGUGCUCGACAACGACGACGAUAUGGAGGCGCUACGGGAGGCCGAAGGGGUAGAAGUCGGCAUUGGCAGGCCCCCAGCGCCACCCGGGACGACAGCGGACGCGGAAGACGAACCGCCUGCGGCGCUCUUAGGCGGCUUCGACGACGAGGGCAUGUACGACAGUCCGGUAGAGGACGCGAUGGACCGCAAUGGGAAUCCGCUCCCUAUAUUCAAGAAGAAGGGUCAGAAACGGACGACGAGGAGGGCCAACAUGCUGCCGGUACAGUCGAAGCGGCCGGCGAAGGCGGCGGGGCCAGACGACGAUUCACAUAGAAUGGCCGAGCCUGGGAAUUCCGAUGAUGUGGACUCAGAGCUGGGAGGAGAAGAAGCCAAAAAAGCCGCGCGCAAGGAAGGGCCGGUGAAGAAGACGGUGCGUAAGGUCAAUGAGUUGGCGCACGCCAACUUCCAGCGGUUGAAGCUGCGGAACUCGGGGGCCAAGGGCGGGCCAGGGUUCAACAGUCGGUUCCGUCGCAGGCGAUGACCGGCUAGACUAUACGAGCGUGAACGACUGAUGAGUUACGAUGAUGAUGAUGACGACGCCGCGAUGCGCCGGACAAGCGAAAUGCACGUGAUCCUAGGUGACUGGGUGAGGUAAUGUUAGUCCAG
This is a messenger RNA of Purpureocillium takamizusanense, 1557 nucleotides long. RefSeq lists its product as uncharacterized. The record is from RefSeq and is a predicted model, not a curated record. Gene Ontology annotation, molecular function: DNA replication origin binding; single-stranded DNA binding. Lineage: Eukaryota; Fungi; Ascomycota; Sordariomycetes; Hypocreales; Ophiocordycipitaceae. Gene Ontology annotation, cellular component: DNA replication preinitiation complex. Gene Ontology annotation, biological process: mitotic DNA replication preinitiation complex assembly; double-strand break repair via break-induced replication; DNA replication initiation. The transcript has a single exon. The coding region runs from base 419 to 1432 and encodes 337 amino acids.